This is a messenger RNA of Parnassius apollo (apollo), 2840 nucleotides long. The record is from the annotation of a GenBank genome assembly. Lineage: Eukaryota; Metazoa; Arthropoda; Insecta; Lepidoptera; Papilionidae.
CUGAAAAAUUCCUUGAAGGUGUGGAAGUAAAUCAAAACUAUGCAGUCCUGCUGCUUCAUCUGAUUGAUAAGGACACUGUCGAUCUAACCAUUCGAAUAGCAGGAGCUGUGGCUUUUAAAAAUUAUAUUAAAAGGAAUUGGCCUGUGGAGGAGGAUGGAGCUGACAACAUUCAUGCAACAGACCGUGCUGCAAUAAAGAGUCUUAUAGUUUCAUUAAUGCUGAAGUCACCAGAAGCUGUUCAGCGACAAUUUAGUGAUGCGGUUUCAAUAAUUGGAAAAUACGAUUUUCCUGAAAAAUGGCCUGGUCUCAUUUCAGAAAUGGUUGAAAAGUUUGGUACUGGUGACUUCCACGUCAUUAACGGUGUACUUAGAACUGCACAUUCACUGUUUAAAAAGUAUAGGUAUGAAUUCAAGUCGCAGAAGCUAUGGGAGGAGAUCAAACACGUCUUGGAUAACAUUGCAAAGCCUCUUACAGAUUUAUUUGUGGCCACAAUAGACCUAACAACAAAACACGCGAACAAUCAACAAGCCUUGCGAAUAAUCUAUGGUUCACUAGUGUUGAUUUGCAAAGUUUUCUAUUCUCUUAACUAUCAAGAUCUACCAGAAUUCUUUGAAGAUAAUAUGCCCAUUUGGAUGCCAAACCUACUUAAUUUAUUGCAAGUUAAAGUGCCCUGUCUGGAAACAGAUGAUGAAGACAAUAAGCCUGGAGUUAUGGAGCAGCUUCGAACCGAAGUAUGUGAAUGUGCGGCUUUGUAUGCACUAAAGUACGAAGAAGAAUUUGCCCCGCAUGCGCCAUCUUUUGUCACAGCCGUGUGGACAGUUUUGUUGGCUACUGGCCCACAGGCAAAAUAUGACGCGUUGGUGUCGAAUGCCCUAACUUUCCUUGCAAAGGUAGCUGAAAAGAAUAGCUACAAGAACUUAUUUGAGGACCCGGGAACACUAAGCAGCAUUUGCGAAAAAGUUGUCAUACCAAACAUGGAGUUUAGAGAAUCGGAUAUGGAGUUGUUCGAGGAUAACCCGGAGGAGUAUGUAAGGCGUGAUAUGGAAGGCUCGGACGUAGAUACACGUAGACGAGCCGCCUGCGACCUUGUUAAGACUCUUGCGCAGCAUUAUGAAGACAAGAUGAUGAAUAUCUUUGGGCAGUAUGUGCAGGUGAUGCUGGCAAAAUACCAAGAAUGCGGUGGUGCGGCGUGGCGCGGCAAGGACGCGGCGCUGUUCCUGGUGACGUCGCUGGUGGCGCGCGGCGGCACGCAAGCGGCCGGCGUCACGCGCGCCUCUCCGCUCGUCGACCUGGCCAGCUUCGCCGCGCACCACAUCCUGCCCGAGCUACAACGGGCACCUGUGACGGAGUUACCUGUGUUAAAGGCAGAUGCUAUCAAAUACAUCAUGACGUUCCGCUCUCUGCUGCCAAAAGAUGUUAUCAACACUGCCUUGCCGCUGCUGAUUGAGCACAUAUCCGGGCGCGGUGUGGUUUGCACGUACGCCGCUUGUACUGUAGAAAAACUUAUAGCGGGUGGCAUGGUCCCUAAAGCUGUGCUGCAACCACACGCACCGAAGUUGCUCGGUGCUCUGUUUGCUGCAUUGGGGGAGAAUGCGGAUCCUGCAGACCAUAAUGAAUAUGUUAUGAAAGCAAUCUUACGAACGCUGUCAUGUCUGCAAGACGCAGCGUUACCAUACUUGGGAGACGCGCUACCCAAAUUGGCGCUGAUGUUGUCCGUUGUCGCGAAGAAUCCAUGCAAGCCUCACUUCAAUCACUAUUUGUUUGAAACACUUUCAUUGGCUGUAUCAUUAGUGACAAAGUCAAAUCCAAAUGCUAUCUCAGCAUUCGAAGACGCCCUCUUCCCAAUAUUCCAAGAAAUUCUUCAGAAUGAUGUUCAAGAAUUCAUGCCGUACGUGUUCCAAAUGCUAUCGCUGCUGCUGGAGUUGCGCGGAUCGACGAGCGGGUCGUCGAGCAGCUCGGCAAGCGGCGACGGGGACGCUUACGGCGCACUGCUGCCGUGCCUGGUGGCGCCGCCGCUGUGGGAGCGGCCCGCCAACGUGCGCCCGCUCGUGCGCCUGCUGUGCGCCUUCGUGGCGGUGCGCACCGACCUCGUGCUGCGCUCCGGCAAGUUGAAUGCAAUGUUAGGCGUAUUCCAAAAGUUGAUUGCUUCCAAGACAAACGACCAUGAAGGAUUUUACCUUGUGCAGACAAUGCUCUAUAAAUUUGGAAACUCGGUAAUGCAGCCGUAUACGAAACAAAUUAUAACGCUACUCUUCCAAAGGCUGUCUUCGUCGAAGACCACGAAGUACGUGCGAGGCCUUAUCGCGUUCCUCGGUUUUUAUGCCGCACAUUUCGGGGCAGACGAGCUUGUCGAUCUUGUUGACUCCGUACAGAGCAAUAUGUUCGCGAUGUACACGGAGCGCGUGCUGAUCGCGGAGCUGCAGCGCGUUAGCGGCGCGCACGAGCGGCGUGCGGCGGCGGUGGGCUGCGUGCGGCUGCUGUGUGACUGCGCGCACUUCCGCCACGGCGCGCUCGCGCCGCUGUGGCCGCGCCUGCUGCAGGCGCUGAUAUCUCUGUUCGAGUUGCCCGCAGACGAGUCUUCGUUGCCGGAUGAUCACUUCGUGGAGGUGGACGACACGCCCGGGUACCAAGCACAAUACGCACAGUUGACUUGUGCCCGUGGAGUCACCGAUGACCCGCUUGCUGCCAUUGAAGAUCCCAAGCGCUACUUGGCAGAGAGUUUAGGCAACAUGUCUCGUCAGUGGCCGGAUUUGCUGCCUCCUAGAAUAGCCGCAUUGGAGCCUCCGCACCGACACGCCCUUCAGAUGUAUCUUAACACUUACAGCGUCCAGAUAUGUUGA